GGGCGUGCCCGGACUUCCGGGUAGGCGGUGGGCUUUCGGGUUCCGGGUUUCCUGGUGGGAGCCGGGAACCGCCAGGAAAGUGGCCGGCGCUGCGGCCCGGGGACGGGGCCAUGGAGAAGCUGCGGCGGGUCCUGAGCGGCCAGGACGACGAGGAGCAGGGCCUCACCGCGCAGGUCCUGGACUCCUCGUCCCUCAGUUUCAGCACCCGGUUGAAGUGGUUUGCCAUAUGCUUCGUGUGCGGCGUCUUCUUUUCUAUCCUUGGCACUGGAUUGCUGUGGCUUCCGGGCGGCAUAAAGCUCUUUGCAGUGUUUUAUACCCUUGGCAAUCUUGCUGCCCUAGCCAGUACAUGCUUCUUAAUGGGACCUAUGAAGCAACUGAAGAAAAUGUUUGAAACAACAAGAUUGCUAGCAACAAUCCUUAUGCUUCUAUGCCUCGUGCUUACCCUGUGUGCUGCUCUUUGGCACAAAAAGGGACUGGCCUUGUUAUUCUGCAUAUUGCAAUUCUUGUCAAUGACCUGGUAUAGCCUGUCAUACAUCCCAUAUGCAAGGGAUGCAGUUAUUAAAUGCUGUUCUUCUGUCCUAAGUUGAAAGUCAAACAUUCGUGGAAAAGAACAUUUGAAUGUCAAUACUGUUUUUGGUGAAGUGUGCUUUUUGCGAUAAAAUAAUCACUCCCAAACAACUGCAGUGACAGUUUAAGACCAUUUUGUACUAAGACCAUUUUGUACUAAGACCAUUUUGUGUACUUGUAAAAACUGCAUGCUUGAUUAAACUGUUAAAUGCUUGUAACUUUAAAUCCAUACGUGUCAUUAAUAUCCUCAUCCAAAAAUAAGAUUUUUAAUCAUCACCAGUUGUAAAUUAUUUUUUGCCAGUUUUUAAAUCUUUUCAAAAACAGCUUUUGAAAUGUGAAUAUUUAAGGGUGAGCCUGUGCUGCAGGAUAUAUUCAGCUUUUUUGACUUUUUUAAAUGUCUACAUUUUUAAGACUUUUAAAAAAACUUUAAAUGUGAAACUAUUCUAAGCUAAAAAUUGAGUAUUGUGUGUAAUAAAAAUAAUAUAUAGAUCUUUACCAUUUUGAAAUAAAUCCACUCUUGGAAAAAUAA
Carlito syrichta (Philippine tarsier) is the source of this 1096-nucleotide messenger RNA. RefSeq names its product SFT2 domain containing 1 (gene SFT2D1). The coding region runs from base 111 to 587 and encodes 158 amino acids. The transcript is spliced from 8 exons. The record is from RefSeq and is a predicted model, not a curated record. Gene Ontology annotation, biological process: vesicle-mediated transport. Gene Ontology annotation, cellular component: membrane. Lineage: Eukaryota; Metazoa; Chordata; Mammalia; Primates; Tarsiidae.